Molecule: messenger RNA, 3811 nt
Organism: Motacilla alba alba
Lineage: Eukaryota; Metazoa; Chordata; Aves; Passeriformes; Motacillidae
Product: interferon-like
Exons: 1
Coding region: 2974-3777 (267 amino acids)
Biological process (GO): response to exogenous dsRNA; T cell activation involved in immune response; adaptive immune response
Cellular component (GO): extracellular region
Molecular function (GO): cytokine activity; type I interferon receptor binding
Source: RefSeq, a predicted model, not a curated record
UUAAUAGUUGAAACUGGAACAUAGCUGGACACAUCUUAUGAAUUGCCUACUAGAUACAUAAGAAAAUUCUAAAAGUAAGAACUAAAGGAGGUUUGACUGAAAGCUGAGCCUACAUUGUGCAGCAGAGCUGAAAAUUUACCUGGAUCCUCAAGUUAAAAAUAAAAUGGCUUUAUAGACACUUUUCGUAUUAUAUACAAAUAUUUCAUCUCUUAAUGGUAAGUUAAAGGCAAUAACCAAGUGAUUUCCCACACAGCUGCCAGCUCUGAACUGUCAUCUUCCAGUGAGACUGCCUGAAAGAGAACUGGGCAUUGUGAGUGAAAGGCUUGGGGUCAGGCCAGGACUGUAAUCACAACAUAGAUGUAAGUCUAAGGGUUUUGCCCUUGUACCAUGCCCUGUUUUAUAAAAGGGGAAAUGUCAGCUACUAAAACAGCAAAAACAUCAAAAGAGAGAGGAAAAAACCAGUUACUAUUGGAUGACUGGAAAAUUUGUUUAAACUACUUUACAGGAGAUCUCAGGUCAGAGUCUCCAAAGUGGGGUGUGUAUCCCAACUCAUUGAAUUGCAGGAAGAAAAUGGAUUUUGUACCUUUGAUAAAUAUAACUGAAGAGAAUUUUAAGACAGUGUUUGUUUAACGUUUCUCUCCUUUUUUCAUUUUUAUCUUUGUGUAUGUUUCAUAAUAUAUAUAUUUAGUACAGAUGUAUGUGUAUACAAUUCAGAAAUAAAAAUAUACUGAAGGUGAGUGCUCACCUUCAGUAAAAUUUUUUGCUGAUAGGGUGCAUAAAAAAGGUGGAAACCACUGCCUCAGAGCAUUCUUCUAGGUCUUCUACAAGAAGGUAAGCAAUACUAGAAAGCUUGCACUUUGAAAUGACAGGACAUGCUAGCAAAACCAAAGCAGUAUUUUGACCUCAGUUUGAGGAAAAAAAGGCAAGAAAUUUGCCCUUCUCUCUCUGCGUGAGCUCCACCUGUGGGUCUGGUAAUCUGUUUUUUUCCCUCCUAAUUUUCAUGUCUACUCCUCACCACCUCCAAUCCAGAAAUAGGUAAAGCUUUAAAUAGUAAUGUAUCAAUUUCCACACAUUUUCAAAUACUGGAAAAUUCUCUCCAUUUAUCAUACCCCUCUCUGCAAUGCCAUAGUGCCUCAAAUAUUUUCUCAGAGUGGGCAGCAUCCUCCACCUUGCUCCACUUCUGUGCAUCACUUCCCUCUCUCCUAUACCCAAUCUUCCAUCACUGAACAUGAAAUAAUGUGGCAAAGUUUUAGUGUUGUAGGCGCUUUCUGUAACUUGUAAUGGUGCCAUUAUAUCAUCAACCUUUCCUUGCCUGGUAAUUCCCCCCUUAGGAACUCCAGCAUGAAUCACUUGGCAAAACACAACUAAAUUCACAUUAGAAGUCUUAGCAGGUUCUUCAAAAGCAGCACUCUUAUAACCUUCUGAUGAAAAUACCACAAGAAGAAGAUCUAGAGAAGAGAUGUGAACACAGUUCAGCUGACAUGAACUGGCACACUAAUAUCUUCCCCUAUACAAACUGGACAAAAUAUAAUCAAAUCUGCAUGAGAAGAGGGUGUAAGGAUAGCAGUUAUUCUCACUGCACCUCAGGCAGAGGAAAACCACAUCAGUACUGAAUAUCUGUAUCCUAGUUGUGCAUGCACACAUUCAAACUAAAAACUCGUUAGAAAAUGUGAGUGCAAGGCAGUUAUGUCUGCAGUUCAUGCCUGCCCAAAGGAAAGUAGCAGGGAAGACACUCUGUUCUUCAAACGUCACAGAUAUCUCCUGACUUACAAAAGGAGAAGCUGCCUAAAGCCAAAAGUGAAAUAUCAGAAAUAGGCUCAAAAAGUGAGCAGAAAAUGAUGAAAAAAGGAAAAAUUAUGAGACACAAUAGACUUAAGUUCCACCCAGCAGCUCACUGGGUACCACACACACCAGAUGACACAUCUGUAAGAUCUUUGCAACAGAUGAACAGAGAAGACAGCAUAUCCCAAUGUAAUGUACACCAAAAGAAGCCAAACAACAAAAAAAAUCCACAGUGAGACUUUAUAGCAACAGUGCGCACAUUAAUUGAGUUAAAUUUUUAAAAAAUCACAGGAGAAAAUCCCAUUCUUGCUUUUUCAGCAGCCAUGGGGAUCUCUUGCUGCUGGAAGUGACGCAGCAAGCAGUGACGACUCACACUUGGAACUUUGCCCACUUUCACUUUUCACAUUAAGUGGACUAGCACAUGAAAUAGAAAUAUUCCCACCUGCUCCUGCCCCCAGAUUACCUAACACUGCAACAUUUUCACAAAGAACUCACAAUACAAUUUAAGAAAACCCCAAAAUCCAGACAGGACAAACACUGCAUGAAUAGUUGAUGAAAAACCCUUUGUGACAUCUGUGCUUUUGUUUCUAACUACCAACAUACCAAGGGUAGUUAACUGUGGAUACAGGGGUAUGAGAGAUGGCUCCAAAAAUAUUCUGCAAGAUUUUGCAGGGAGAGGAAAAGCUCUUGCACUAGCAAAGCUGCAGGUGCCACAGGAAAAAAAAAACCAAAAAACAUAUACACAUAUAAACAGAAUUUUAAAAGACUGAGAGACUAACAAUAUUUGUCAAUGAAAAAUAUAAGAAAACACUAAUUAACAUACAAAAUAAACACCCUAUACAAAUAAUAUUAGAGCAUGCAAUAAGAAAAAAAUAGAUGCUGGUAUGUAGAGAAAUUUUUAAAUAAACCCCCCAAAAAAGGCAACACACAAAACAGACGAAAAGACAAUCCUGAAACACAUCCCCAGCAGAGCCAACCGGAAAACUUCUGCCACACUUUCGUCUCCUGCAAUAGCUCAGUAACCAGACUUCCCCCUGGCAGCAGCCCUGAGAAAGUGUCAGCUCCCGUUCUCAUAGCAGCGUCCCCUCCUGGUCAGUGACAAGCACCAAAGCCCUCAGAAAAGCAAACAGAAAAAACAAAAGUGAAAACAAGAAAUGGAAAUUAUCUAGAGGAUGGUGAUGAAAGGAAAGCAUGUGCAUGGGCACAUAUAAAACUGCACACCCAGCAGCACCCCAAGCAAAGCAACCACCACUACCGAGCCAGAGCAGGUUCCUGCACCGUGCCCUGAGUUCCACCAUGGCUGUACCUGGAUACGCACAGCCCUGCCUGUGGCACAGCACCCUGGCACUCCUGCUCCUCAUCGUGGCUCUGGCCACUGGCCUCCAGUGCCACCACCUGCGCACCCACGAUCCUGGGAAUGCACUCCAGCUUCUGCAGGACAUGGCUCCAAGCAUGGCACAGUCCUGCAAUCUCCAAGAGCGGCCCUUCUUCCCCGACGCCCUCCUCCACAACAACCUGCACCCGCACCAAGCCGCCGCCAUCGCCCUACGCAUCCUCCAGCACCUCUUCCACACCCUCAGUGGAAGCAGCAGCAGCCAGCACUGGCCCAGCCAGCCUCGAAACCACCUCCUCAACCAACUGCAGCACCACAUCCACCACCUCGAGCAAUGCCUCCGCGACAACGUUGUGCCCUUUAAAGGACCGCGCAACCCGCUGCUCGCCAUCAACAAGUACUUCAGGGACAUCCACCUCUUCCUCCACGCCCACAACCACAGCGCCUGCGCCUGGGACCACGUCCGCCUCGAAGCUCUUGUCUGCUUCCAACAUGUGGACAGACUCAUACGGCGAAUGAAGCACCAAGCUGCUCUGGACCCCACUAAACCCACGGAUAGCAAACACCCAUCCCCAGCCAGCAUCAGUGGCCACGGAUCGAGUGGUGAUGGCAGCAGCACAGGCUGGGAUCACUUGGUACCAGUCACACCUUCUUCCAACUGAUGAGCUGAUGGGGAAAGGGGUAUGACCAUGGUGA